CAUAUGAUAUGGCAAACCAAACCAUCCUUCAUAUGAAUCAAGGUGAAGGAGAGAACAGUUAUGCCCAGAAUUCAAGUCUUCAGAUGAAAGUGAUGAUUAAUGUGCUGCCCACUAUUAAGGAAAUAGUUAAAGACAUGUUUCUCAAUCACUUGACAACGUUUGAGAAGUUAGAUUGUUUUAAGGUUGCGGACCUUGGAUGUGCUUCAGGACCCAACACUCUUUUGUUCGUAUCAGAAAUGAUUGACAUCGUCCACGAGUUGUGCAAACAAAACAAUAUGGAAUCUCCCGAGAUAUUGAUCAUGUUGAACGACCUGCACAACAAUGACUUUAACAAUAUCUUUACCGCACUACCAUUAUUAUACCAGCAGUUAAAUGAGAAACAUGGAUAUGAAUUCGGUCAAAGGUAUUUCGUCUAUGGAGUGCCAGGAUCUUUCUAUGGAAGGUUAUUCCCGAAUAAAAGUUUACACUUUGUACACUCCUCUAAUAGUCUGCAUUGGCUUUCUCAGGUCCCUCAAAAUCUAGACAACAAAGGGCAUAUCUACAUGACAAAAGAAUGUGCUCCUAAUGUGUAUAAAGCUUACAAAAAUCAAUUUUACAAGGAUUUUUUCUCUUUUCUUAACAAGAGAUCGCAUGAAAUAUUGCCGACGGGUAGAAUGAUCCUUACAUUCAUGGGAAGGAGCAUUCCAGACCCGUCAAGUAACGAUUGUUGUUGUCUUUGGGAACUAUUAGCCCAAUCACUUUAUUCAUUGUUAAAGGGGUUCAUUAAACAAGAAGAAGUUGAUUCAUUCAAUAUACCUAUAUAUACUCCAUAUAAAGACGAGGUGAAGGAAAUUAUUAUUGAAGAGAAGUCUUUUGUUCUUGAAAAGUUUGAGAUUUUCAAAUGUAAUUGGGAUUACGACAAUGAAGAGGAUGAUUCCAUCAACAAGCUCGACAACACACAGAGUGGAAUAAAUGUAGCAAAAUGCGUUAGAUCAGCUACCGAGUCUAUUUUGGUAUGCCAUUUUGGAGAGUUUUUCUUGAAUAAUGUAUUCAAGAGAUACGCAGAACGCGUAGCUAAUCAUCUUGAAACAAAGAAAACAAAAAUCAUCAAUUUU
Molecule: messenger RNA, 1094 nt
Organism: Impatiens glandulifera
Lineage: Eukaryota; Viridiplantae; Streptophyta; Magnoliopsida; Ericales; Balsaminaceae
Product: probable jasmonic acid carboxyl methyltransferase 2
Exons: 4
Biological process (GO): methylation
Molecular function (GO): S-adenosylmethionine-dependent methyltransferase activity
Source: RefSeq, a predicted model, not a curated record